Molecule: messenger RNA, 1850 nt
Organism: Camelina sativa (false flax)
Lineage: Eukaryota; Viridiplantae; Streptophyta; Magnoliopsida; Brassicales; Brassicaceae
Biological process (GO): double-strand break repair via homologous recombination
Cellular component (GO): Shu complex
Molecular function (GO): single-stranded DNA binding
Source: RefSeq, a predicted model, not a curated record
AAAAUUGAAUCUCAGUAGACGAAUUGUUUACAAAUGGUGGAGAGAUUUUUUCCGACGAAGCUGAGCAACGGCGACGUGAAUCGCCGGCGGGAUAAUCUUACUCUCCUCUCCGGUCCAGUUUCCUCAGGCAAAACCUCUCUGCUUUUUCAGUUAGCUCUCAAUGUCGCGAGUGCUUCUACAGACUCUCGCGUCGUCUUCAUCUGUCACCGGAAAAAAAUCGAAUCCAAUCCUCCGUUUCUCUCUCAGGGAAUCGAUCCUUCUUCUGAUGUAUUCAAUCGAAUCCAGAUGAAAUAUGUGGAUAAUGAUGAAGAAAUCAGGAAGUACUUUGCUGCGUUUCAUCUUCAUCAUGUUGUUGAUUCACCAUCUGCUGUUAUAAUCGAUGAUUUUGGUGAUUACUUUACCCAAUUGAACUCGGUAACGAGUUCUCGGGCUAGAGACAUGGCGAUGGUUCGGACUCUUGCUCUAUGCCACAAUGCUAUAGUUGAUGCUAAGAAAGCCUUUUGUGAGCUUGUUUUAUCUGAGACUAACCAUGGAGAUUCCCCGAGGUCGUUGUUCAUAUACAAACGAUGGAUCACGAAGAUCUUUACGAUAAAAGGUCAUGGUCAUGGUGAUGGUUCGUUUCUCUUGACAAGUAAUGGUGAAUCCGAGAAAAGUGCCAAGUAUUCGAUCGCGCUGCAAUAUCUCAUCUUGGAGCAGAUGAUUGUAUGAUAGUUGUUAGUUAAGAGAUUUUUGUGAUUUAUGAUAGGUCUCUGUUUCUUGUUUAUAUUUUAGGAACUUUCAUUUCGUUUAGGUUUUAGAUAUAUCCAAGCAUAUUCCAGUCUAAGCUGUUCCAUGUAUCUACAAACUAUCUUUCUACUCAGAUCAUUUCCAUCAGAUUUUGACAAAGUAGAAUUCCCAAACUUCUUCAAAGAGAAGAUAAACAUAAGCUAGAUUAAAGGUUUGGAAGGGUUCCGGCUAAAUCUUUGGCACGAUCACGUUCAACAUCGAAAAGAUGGAACGCUCUCUAUUGAAAUCUGGGAGCUUUGCUAAGAUACACUCUGCUAAUGCACCAAAGGAGUCUCUGAUUAUCAUGUUGACGUGUUUUAGGCCAAUCUCCGUGGAACUGACAACAACGUUCCCCCAUCUGUUAAGGUAGUAUCUCAAUUCUACUCUAAAGAUCCGAAGUUCAGAUGUUCAAAAAUUUAUAUGUACGUAAGGUCUUUCACUGUGACGGCGUAUUGCUAUGCACCACCAAGGAAGAUAGAAUCGUGGUUUGGAAUCCUUGUUCAGGAGAAACCAAGUGGAUUGAACGUAGACACAUCUUUUACAAGGAAGCAGACUACUAUGCUCUCGGUUACGAAAACAAUGACUCCUGCAAGAAAUAAAAAGUCUUGAGGAUGGAUCAUAAGCUCUAUAUUCGUGAUAACUACAAUUAUGAGUACAAAAUCUAUUACGUUCACUAACGAUUUUUUUAAGGUUUGUUGGUAAGACUACGGAAUGGCAUUUACAAGUAGUCUCACGACGUGUCUGUGAAGGGAAAUACAUAUUGGGUUGCUUCUAGUAAGUGUCAGCCAUCUCAUGAAUUUUUACUAAGUUUUGAUUUCUCAACAGAGAAAUUUUGAAGUCUGUCUCUUCCUCAUGAAUGUCCUCGUGGUGUUAGUGGUUGGAGAAGAUCAACUUUGUCUGUAUGGGUGACAAAAAUUAGUAUUGAACCAGUUGUGUCGUGGAGUCAAGUUCUUAAAAGUGAAUGUUGUCGUUAGUCUUAAUAGAGAAUAUGACAUUUCUGAUAAGGUGAGUUUCUUGGCUGACGAGAAGAACGAACCUGUCUUGUGUUGUAAUAAGUACAUACAAGUGUAUCCUAAUAGUCGGAA